ACAGUGAGUUUAAAGCUGGACUCGAUAGUCUUAGUGUUUCAGGCCAUCACCGACUUGGUAUUCUCUCGACACGUUCUUCACCCAAGACUAGCCGUUCGACCAGGCAUACCUCCAAUCAUGUCGGGCAAGGUCGAGCAACCGCUACAGCUCGUUCCCGAAAUCGAACCUGACCACAGAGCCGCUAACGGUGUCAAUGGGCACGCUGAAUCGUCGACUACCACAUCACGUUUCGAUCCUCACUUCACCGACGCCGUCAUUAACGCCACCGGACCAAAAGCCACUCCACGGAUGCGCAAGGUGAUUGCGAGCCUAACCAGACACCUGCAUGACUUCCUUCGCGAGAAUGAGAUCAAGAUUGACGAGUACAUGGCUGCCAUCGACUUGAUGAACUGGGCAGGCAGGAUGUCUGACGCGAAACGCAACGAAGGCCAACUCCUCAGCGACAUCCUCGGAAUUGAAUCGCUCGUAGACGAAAUCACCUACAAACUGGCAGAUGACGCCAAAGACGCACCCACAGCUACCGCCAUUCUGGGUCCCUUCUGGCGACAAGAUGCUCCCAAACGCAAAAUGGGCGACACGAUCGUCUUCGGCAUCGACGACGGCGACAACACCCUCAUGCACGGCAAAGUCCUGGAUUACCACACCAGCAAACCGAUUGAAAACGCCGAGCUGGACGUCUGGCACACGGCGCCGAACGGGCUUUACGAGCAACAGGAUCCCAACCAAGUAGAUAUGAACCUUCGCGGCCGUUUCACCACAGGCGCAGACGGCACGUACAGCUUCUACUGUCUGCGCCCGACCUCCUACCCUGUGCCCAACGACGGACCAGCAGGCAAGUUAUUGGAGCUGUUGGACCGGCAUCCUAUGCGGCCGGCGCACAUUCACUUCAUCAUCACCGCACCCGGCUACAAGCCGCUUGUUACGCAGAUCUUCGAUCGGAGGGACAAGCAUAUCUCCGAUGAUUCUGUGUUUGCGGUUAAGGAGAGCUUGAUCGUGGAUUUCGCGCCGAAGGAAGGAGAUCCGCAAGCACAGUUCGAUUUGCAGUAUGAUUUCAAGUUAGCGAGCUAUGAGGCGGCAAAGAAGGAUGGCAUGAAUGGUGCUACUGAGUUGGCGCCGUGAGGCCAAUGUAUGGGCAUCGACAUUGUGUCCAUUGCAGUCAAGUUCGUCGGUAGUGCACAGCUACAGUAUUCUCUCCGCUUCGUUCGAGUUCUCUG
Molecule: messenger RNA, 1214 nt
Organism: Baudoinia panamericana UAMH 10762
Lineage: Eukaryota; Fungi; Ascomycota; Dothideomycetes; Mycosphaerellales; Teratosphaeriaceae
Exons: 2
Coding region: 118-1119 (333 amino acids)
Biological process (GO): catechol-containing compound metabolic process
Molecular function (GO): ferric iron binding; catechol 1,2-dioxygenase activity
Source: RefSeq, a predicted model, not a curated record